AUGAUUAUUGUAUUGCUAAUAUUACUAUUUGAUGUUAAUGCAGAUUGGUACCAUAGCACUUUGGCAUUUACAUUAGCUGCAAAUAAUUAUCAAUAACAUUUGGGAAAGGAGAAGCAUGUAAGUAAUUAACGAAACAGGUUGUUUUAGAUUUCUUUACUCCUUGGUGUAUAUAUUGUCAACAUAUGGCAGGAGAAUUCAAUCAAGUGUUUGAACACUAUUAAGCAACUAGACCAGAUAUCUUAAUUGCUAAGAUGAAUUGUGAUGAGUAACAAAACUAACAUAUUUGUCAUCAUUUUGGAGUGCAUUCAUUUCCUACAAUAUUAUAUUUUCCUCCUGGAUAAGAUAGACCAACUUCAUAGUUUCAAAAUCAUAGAAGAUAUGAUUUUUUUGUUUAAUGGAUAGAUUCUUUGGCAUAGAUGUCUGAAGAGACUAAAUAGGAAAUAUAAUAAUAGAAAUUAGAGAAGAUGUUGAAAGAAUAGGAAGAAUAGGAAUAAAGAUUAAGAGAGAUGAUGGAAUUAGAGAGAUAGAAAUAGAUUGAAUUUGAAGAAUAAGAAAAAAAAAAGGAAGAAGAGAUAAGAAUUACAUAAUCAAUUUAAUAAUAAAUUGUAGAAGCUAAUACUUUUAUUGAUACAAUUAAAGGAAUGGAAAAAGAAAUCUAUGCUUUAUAAUAAUAUACAGCAGAAUUGAAUAGUAAAUUGAGUUAAAUAAAGAAAAUGCCAAAAGUUAAUGUCAAUCAUGCUUUAGUUUUUGCAAUUAUAGGAUUCUUUAUUGGAGUAGCUAUGACUUCUUGUGUAUGUUUAUUUUAAAAAACUAAUCAUGUGAAUACAGAAAAAGGGAUUUGA
Molecule: messenger RNA, 842 nt
Organism: Paramecium pentaurelia
Lineage: Eukaryota; Ciliophora; Oligohymenophorea; Peniculida; Parameciidae
Source: the annotation of a GenBank genome assembly